CUUUCCCUUCUCGUCUCUCCAUCUGUGUUCCGCUCUUUUCUGCCCUCCUAUCCCCCCCUCCCACACCCACUUCAUUCCCCCCUCCACUUUUCUUUCAACCUCAUGUCUCUCUUUGGCGCUAUUUCCUCUUACUCCUCAUCCGCUUAUUCACUCGCCAAAGGUACAAUCGUGGCUUCGACUGGGUUGGCGGUCCUGCUCUCCGGAUUGCUUUAUUUUAAGCAAACGGAGCUCAUAUACCCCCGCUCAAUCCCUGAGGGAUCUAGGACGAAGGUGCCAACACCGGACGAGUUUGGCGUGGAGAAUUGGGAGCAUGUUGAGCUCAAAACGCCUGAUGGAGAAUCGCUCAAGUGUUAUUUUCUUAGGGGUCAGAGGAGAAUGGAUAUGGGUGUAACAGUGCUUUUUAUGCAUGGGAACGCUGGAAACAUCGGCCACCGCUUGCCAAUUGCUAGAGUUUUCUCCGAAGAGAUGGGUGCCAAUAUCUUUAUCCUUUCAUAUCGCGGGUAUGGGUUAUCGUCUGGGCGCCCGUGCGAGAAGGGUCUCAACGUCGACGCACAAGUGGCCCUUGAGUAUCUACUCAAGCGCAGUGACACGAAGAAUAACAAGAUUGUAGUCUACGGCCAAUCUCUAGGCGGUGCGCUCUCCAUUCAACUCGUCUCGCGCAAUCAAGACAAGGUGCACGGCCUGAUACUCGAGAACACCUUUCGCUCUAUCCGGACGCUCAUCCCAACAGUUUUCCCACCAGCGCGAUUCCUCGCGAAACUCUGCCACCAAAUCUGGCCCAGCGAAGCGACAUUGCCGCAGAUUGUGGAUGUGCCAGUGCUUUUCCUGAGUGGGCUGAAGGAUGAACUCGUUCCACCAUCGCACAUGAAAACCCUAUUCGACAUUUGCAGGGCAAAAAAAGUCUGGAGAGAGCUGCCCGACGGAAACCACAACGAGACCGUCGCUCAGGACGGAUACUUUGACUUUAUCCACGACUUUAUCCAGAAAAUUCGCAACGGACACACCUCGGAUUUGAGCUAGUGAAUUGCACAAUCAGUCACAGCUUUCCCGCACUGAAAUGAAAACUCCUUUUAAUGCCUGGAACGAGAAUCACGGACCGGCGUUUGCGUGUGUCGUAAGUGUGUAUGCGAAUUUCCUACGGGUGCUGAGACCUCACUCAGUCGGUGGAUGAUGGGUGGGGGGGUGUUUGGCUGUACAGUACGAGUGAGUAAGUAUCGGUAUACAUACUGAUGGCUAGAUAUUUUUAAUAGGUCCUUUCUUCUUAUCUAUUUUUCCUUUUUUCUUUUCCUUCUGCCUGCUUCCUCCCGCUUCGCUUGCCUUUCCAGGAAACUUAGGUUCUGUUCAUCGGUUGAAUUCCCCUAUGAUACCUUGCUUUUACUCGUACUUCUCAUUUACUUUUCCAUCUUGCUUUUCCAACCCGGGGCGUCGUGUUGGAGGAGGGUAGGGGAGGGGGGCAUUCCUACCAGCGCGCCGAUUUGUACACCAAUUCACACCUACGGUACUUAUGAUAUCCUUUGUAUUUUUUCUUCUUCCCUCUUUUUUUUUUCUGUCUGGCGGGUGGUGGCGGGUGAUUUACUGUGGUGGGCGUUCAAGCACAUACAUAUUAGUUAUAGUAGUUAGAGUUUCUCCUCCA
Messenger RNA from Tuber melanosporum (Perigord truffle), 1633 nucleotides. RefSeq lists its product as uncharacterized. Gene Ontology annotation, molecular function: palmitoyl-(protein) hydrolase activity. Bases 103 to 1020 code for a protein of 305 amino acids. The transcript has 6 exons. The record is from RefSeq and is a predicted model, not a curated record. Gene Ontology annotation, cellular component: membrane. Lineage: Eukaryota; Fungi; Ascomycota; Pezizomycetes; Pezizales; Tuberaceae.